Molecule: messenger RNA, 975 nt
Organism: Necator americanus (New World hookworm)
Lineage: Eukaryota; Metazoa; Nematoda; Chromadorea; Rhabditida; Ancylostomatidae
Exons: 4
Coding region: 1-975 (324 amino acids)
Source: RefSeq, a predicted model, not a curated record
AUGCCGAGGUUUCAAGACAAAAGAACAUUCGAACUACUGUGUGAGGAUCUUCACAUCGGAACUCACGACCAUCAAUGGAUUGAACAGGGGGAGAAGCUUUCCGAGUUUGUCAUGGCGACUAAGACCAUCCAUGGGAAUUUGCAAUUCAGAAGCCCUCCUCUGUACGCUGGACCGUUAAGACUGAAGCGGUCAUGGAGGUCUUGGACAACUAAGACGUCUACAACUACUCCACACAUAAGGAAGUUUCGUGAGUUGUACAGGUUCUUGUUCACGAUCAAACCUUAUCCACUCUACAAUGAUGUCACGACGUCAAAAGAAGGUGCCACUUUCGAAAACGCGAAGCGAGUAUUGAAAUGGAAUAACAUGGGAGUGGAAGUUGACGGUUGGCAUUUUGCUUAUGACAUUCUUCUAAUGACAUCAACCAUCUACCAGGCGGAACCAAUGCUGGUCGAAUUUGAUACAACGUGUGAAAAGAUCGGUCUUUUGCUAAACUUGGAGAAAGCGAUCUACAUGAGAAAUGGAUGGGUUGGGAAAAUUAACAUGAUGAACGACCUGGUCUCCGAGCUGAGCAGGGACAAACGAGCGGUUUGGGGAGCAUAUAAGAACAUCGAGGAUGUAGUGAAGAGGACUAAAAAAAUCCGGUUCCGUGCUCACCUAUUCAACACCACCGGUUUUCCCGCUUUGACCCACGCUUCAGAAACGUGGGCUUGUCGCAAGCAGGAGGACAUUGCGAUCAGCAUCAUAGAACCCGCAAUUGAAAGGGUAUUACUAGGAAUAUCCCGCUUUACGCGAAUCAAAGAAGGAAUUCGAAGUUCUUUCCUACAUCAACGAUCGAAGAUUGGAGACGACAAGACCAUUGUCUUAGUACCAUUUCAAACAAAAGCUCAGUUGUUGGAUGCUUGUCUGGCAGGCGGGUGGGGCUGUUUCGACCUCAGCGGAAGGAACAUUUUUCACGUAUGUGAAGUAUUUCCGUGA